CGCAAAAGAAACUGCGUGAUUCGAAAUAAUAUACUUUGAAAGUAGUGCAGAAAUUUAAUCAUCGUGCUCAUGAUAUUUGUAUUUUUUUUUAUUUUAACCGUUAAUGAACACGCCCAUUGUCAGUUCAAGACGAUGUUACACUGAUCGGAAAAUUCAUAUUAGACAGUAAAUAAAAUUGAAACAAUUGUUGUGUAAAUCAAUCCAGAAGCGUGAAACAAAAACAGUCAACCAGAUUUAUUAUACCUUAAGAUGUUGAGAAAGUUUUUUUUAUUCAGAUUCUUACAGCCUAAAGUUUUUGUUUCAACUGAGCUCCCACUUUUCAGCAGUGAAUGAAGUGAUCAAAUGGACACUCCCGGAGGAUUUUUGGCGAACAGUUGCAGGAGAGGUCGUCGAGGAGUAUGUGUGUCCGUUGUGGUUUUUGGGGCGAUUAUCGCCUGCGUUCUGCUGGCAUUUACCGCCUUCGCAUCGCCGGCUCAUACUUCAAGAAAUCUUCAGCAAGUGCUUAUAGUAUUUCGACACGGUGACAAAAACCCCGCUGAAACGUAUCCGAACGAUCCGUAUGCGAAUCACGAGUGGCCAGACGGUUGGGGUGCAUUGACCAAGAAAGGAAUGCUUCAGCUUUAUACACUGGGUCAGCGGUUGCGCGUAAUGUACAGAUCAUUGCUCGGGGACAAGUAUCAAAGCAAGGAUCUUCUGGUGUACAGCAGCUACGCCGACAGGUGCAUCAUGUCGGCACAAGCGCUUUUGGCAGCGCUUUACCAACCAGGAACCGAGGAUAUGUUUAUACCGGGACUUGCGUGGCGUCCGAUUCCCGUCCACACCAUACCAAGGCACAUAGACAAGUUGAUCGUGGCUAAAGCACCUUGUCCACGGCUAGACAGAGAGCUGCAGCAGGCCUACUUGAAUUUCAGUGCAAGCGCCAACGGUUCGUUGGAUACUAUGUACAGGGAACUGUCAGGCUAUACUGGGAAGAACAUAGCCUCGGUACUGGACGUUGAGUUGUUGUACAACUUACUAGAGAUUGAGGUGCUAAACAAUCUGAAGCUUCCUGAGUGGGCUAAAGACUACUACAACAAUCGGACUAGAGAACUUGCUGCGCAGAGUCUGGCCUUGUUCACCAGCAAUGUGAUGCAGAGACGACUUAGAGGCGGUGAGUAUAAUGGAAGAUCAGGAGCUGCAGUGGACACAAAUCGUACUGUCGUUGAUGCAGGUCCGCUUCUGAAGGAAAUUUUGAGGAACAUGUGGAUGCGGCGUAACGGCACAGAUGAUCGUAAAAUGUACCUUUACUCGGCUCAUGACCUUACACUUGUCACAAUUCUGAGGACAAUGGGAUUCACCGAGGAAUUAACGCGACCGGAAUACGGAGCUGCACUGAUUUUCGAGUUGUACACAACGGCCGGUGGUCAAGACCACGAAGUCAGGAUAUCCUAUUUGAACAACACGGAAACUAAUGUUCCUCAUGUCAUGAACGUGAAAGGAUGCGGGGAACCUUGUCUGUUGGAGACUUUGUUCGAAGUAUGGGAACCAGUCUUGCCUCAGGACUGGAACAGCGAAUGCUUGACCUAAGAAAAUCAAAUAUUCAUCGAUAUAUGGUGACCCCGAAUGGUAAUGGAAAAGUGUUUGUGCGUAUACGGUACUUUCCUUUAAGAAUCGGACUGUUUUACACAGCACUCGAGAUAUCGGUUAUAUCACCGAAUCACGGUACUAAAGCAGGUAUUGAUCUGACUAUACGACUUCAUAUACUAAAAGUGCGUUCAUUCGUUAAUAUUUUGUACAAUUUGAUAAGCCUAAAUUAUAUGCGAAGAUAAGAUAACGAUAAUGUAUUCCUUUUUAACUAUUGGAUCAGUGUAUCUGAAAUCGAAACGAACUAUGUUCAUUGAUAUUGGGAAAAGUAUAACUGGAUAUCAGCGGAAGAAAAUUAUCAGAAGAUAACACGCUAAUUUGCUAUGGACACGAAUGUAGCCUAAAAUAGUGGAACAAAAACUAACAGAAGGUCGUUGCUCCGAAGAAAUUCAACGGUAACCUUUCUUUUUUAUAGCAAAAAACUUUAAAAAAUCGGUCAAAUAAAUGUAUAUAUAUAUUUUUUUUUUUUUUGCGAGUUAUGAAGCACUGAAUUUUUCAUCUGAGAAUUGAUUUCAACUGUCCUAAUAAUGUUAACAAUUUGAUUCCGAGGAGGCCAAACGACGUCUACAACAUUGUAGAACGUAGCUUAGAAAUCAACGAGUCUCAUCUGUUUCAUAUCCUCGGACUUCAAAAACGGUGGAUUCUCUUCGAUUCUCUUCUUCUAGUAUCCAAGCACAGUCCUUUGAAAACUUACAUAAUAUAAGAAAACAGUCAGGUAAUAUCACAACUAAGUUAGAGAAUUACAAAUGUAAGAUAAUUAAAGAAAUAAUCAGGCAACAUGUAACGGAAUAGACAUUACUAAGUAUUAGACAACACGAUAAUUAAUAGAUAAGGAAGACACGACAAUUAUAACGAAUUAAGAGAAGAGAACAGAGAAAAGUGUAACACAAAAUAUUAUAAAUGAUACAUAAAUGAA
Molecule: messenger RNA, 2539 nt
Organism: Neodiprion virginianus
Lineage: Eukaryota; Metazoa; Arthropoda; Insecta; Hymenoptera; Diprionidae
Product: prostatic acid phosphatase-like
Exons: 8
Coding region: 343-1566 (407 amino acids)
Biological process (GO): dephosphorylation
Molecular function (GO): phosphatase activity
Source: RefSeq, a predicted model, not a curated record